AACAUAUUUUUUGUUGGUUGCUGUGCGGAUGAGGAUCUAAAAGUGCCUAGCAACUUAGGCUAAUGUUAGUCACGAACGGGAUCAUCAUUUUGAGAUUUAUCAGCCAGUGAAGUAGCAAAGCGUCUUGGCUAAAUCUUGAAUAAUUUCUGUCACUAUGGCGGAGGGAGCGGGGAUAAAUUCAUUUACCUCCAGGGUUACAAAAAGAGUUAGCAAUGUGAAUGCUGCUCCUGCAGCCGCAAACAUGCGACGGAAAAGUCGACAACAAAGUCAAAGGCGGACUACACACAACCGGGUGGUUCUGGAGCGGGUCCUGGGCAUCACCACCUCUAACGGCAGUGGGCUGGCCUGUGACCCCAACACUGGCCUGGUGGCCUACCCAGCUGGGUGUGUUGCUGUAAUCCUGCACCCAAAGAAAAACAAACAGACCCACAUCCUCAACACUUCAAGAAAAACCUUCACUGCCUUGGCCUUCUCUCAGGAUGGAAAGUAUUUGGUCACUGGUGAGAGUGGUCACAUGCCCUGUGUGCGGGUUUGGGACGUGGCCGAGCAGGCCCAGGUGGCAGAGGUACAGUGCCAUAAGUACGGGGUGGCCUGUGUGGCCUUCUCAACCAACAGCAGCUACAUCGUAUCCGUAGGCUACCAGCACGAUAUGACCGUCAGCGUCUGGGAGUGGAGGAAGGGGACGGUGAUAGCGUCCAACAAGGUGUCAAGCAGGGUUCUGUCCGUCUCCUUCUCUGAAGACAACAGCUACUUCGUCACGGCAGGAAACCGACACGUCAAGUUCUGGUACCUCGACGCCUCUAAAGAGAGACGGGUGAACAGCACGGUGCCUCUGAUUGGCCGAUCAGGAUUGCUAGGGGAACAGAGGAACAGCAUGUUCUGUGGUCUGUCGUGUGGGCGGGGCAACAUGGCCAGCAGCACCUAUUGCAUCACUUCCUCUGGCCUGCUGUGUCAGUUCAACAGCAGGAGGAUGCUUGACGCCUGGGUGGACCUCAAGACCACCUCUGCUCGCUGUCUGUCGGUGAACGAAGUAUUUAUCUUCUGUGGCUGUGCAGAUGGUACCGUCCGACUCUUCAGCCCCCAGAACCUUCAUUACAUCACCUCCCUGCACCGGCCACACUGCCUGGGAGUGGACAUCACACAGGGCCUUCAGCCAGGGCAUCUUUUUGUUGCCGACCCCAAGGCAGAAUACCCAGACACCCUAGCCUUGACCUUUGACCCUGUAACCCGUCACCUGACCUGUGUGUACAACGAUCACAGCGUGUAUGUCUGGGACGUCCGUGACAUCAAGAAUGUAGGGAAGGUCUACUCUGCCCUCUACCACAGCGGCUGUGUCUGGAGUCUAGAGACAUACCCUGACAUGGAUCUGUCCCGCUCCUGUCUGCCCCCUGGGUCUUUCCUCACCUGUUCUUCAGACAGCACCAUCCGGCUGUGGCACAGCGACCCGGGACUGGUGCAGGGAACCAGCUGCCCGCGUAACCUCUACAGCCACGAUCUGUUGAGGAUUGUGUACGUGGGGGAGGAUACCCAACACCUUCAGACGGAUGGGGAGAGAGGAGAGGGGGGCGGGAUGGACGCUAAGUCAGGGAUCAGAGUCCUGGGCAUCAGUCCUGAUGGACAACAUCUGGCGGCUGGAGACCGCAACGGAAACGUACAUAUAUUUGGUCUACAGUUCAUGGAUCAGCUGCAGAAGAUUGAAGCCCACGACUCUGAGGUGCUGUGUCUGGAGUUCUCCCCUGCAGAGACGGGGCUUCACCUGCUGGCGUCGGCCAGUCGAGACCGUCUGAUCCACAUCUUCAACAUGGAGAAGAGCUACAGUUUGGAGCAGACUGUCUAUGACCACUCUGCCUCCAUCACCGCUAUCAAGUUCACUGGAGUCAGCCCAGAGGUCCUCAUGGUGAGCUGUGGUGCUGAUAAGAGUAUCUACUUCCGCACUGCUGAACAGUCUUCGGAGGGUCUGAACUUUGCCCGUAGUCACCACGUAGUAGAGAAGACCACUCUGUAUGAUAUGGACCUGGACGCUACACACACACACACCGCCAUCGCCUGUCAGGACCGGAAUAUCAGAGUGUACAACGUGAAGAGUGGCAAGAUGAAGAAGUGUUUCAAAGGUUCUACAAGUGACGAAGGAACACUGCUGAAGGUUCAGAUGGACCCCGCUGGGAUCUACCUAGCAACAAGCUGCUCUGAUAAGAGCAUCUGUAUCUUUGACUAUGAGUCAGGAGAGUGUGUGGCCACCUUGUUCGGUCACUCAGAGAUUGUGACUGGGAUGAGGUUCAGCCAGGACUGCAGACACCUCAUUACCAUAUCUGGAGACAGCUGUGUGUUCCUGUGGAGGCUGGACUCCCAGAUGACUAACUCUAUGAGGAAGAGACUGGCUGAGAGGAAACGGACAGCUGGAGUGACGACUACCGCCAAAGCUCCGACCAAGGAGCAUCUUAUCCGGAGAGAGACCUUCAUCACUGUGCCAUUGGGCCACCUCCCCCAGGCAGGAGAGGAAGAGGAGGAAGAUGAUCCCAGGACUCCUGCUAGAUGUGACAUCACUCAUGACUUCCUUGGUCUAGACCCCAUGGUUCCACAGACCAACGGCAAACUGCCCAUGUGGGCCAGGAAACUGGGUCCUGCAGCAGGCACCACUGUUCUCCCUGCCGAGCUCCAGCCAGCACACCUCCAGCCGCGCGGGCGCUGGGCAGAGCAUCUCAACCCCCUGGCCAUCCGCUCUGUCCUGGAGACACACAGCCUGCAGCGCCCUCUCUCCCCCACCCCCCGCAGAGCAGAGGGACCAGGAGAGGAGGAGGAGGAGGAAGAUGAGGAGGAAGAUUCAUACUUCCACCCUCAGAGCCUGGACAGCCUGCUUGGAGAGGAGGAGGAAGAUGUGGCUGUGGUGGAGGAGGAAGAUGUGGUGGAGGAUGACGACAACGAAGAUCAGGGUUCUGGGUCUCUUCAGAGGCCUGGGUUCCUGGCCCUACCGGACAGUGACGACAUGUUUGAUCCAGGCCUCAGUAGCUACGUUCUUUACCCGGCUAACAGCACCACGCUGUCCACUGGAGGAGGAGAGGGCCGUGCUGAAGCACCCCCCAGAUCAUCACCGGAGCCUCCAUCAAAUGCCACAGUGGGUGCGAGACCCGGAGAGGCCGACGAGACCCGGAGAGGCCGACGAGACCCGGAGAGGCCGACGAGACCCGGAGAGAGACCCGGAGAGGCCGACGAGACCCGGAGAGGCCGACGAGACCCGGAGAGGCCGACGAGACCCGGAGAGGCCGACGAGACCCGGAGAGGCCGACGAGACCCGGAGAGGCCGACGAGACCCGGAGAGGCCGACAAGCCACAGUGUCUCGUAGCCGCUGUGAAAUUUGGUGGAGGAUCGAUGAUGAUUGAGUUUGGCCAGCGGCAGCAGGGCUGGGGAGGAGAGGACGAGCUGAGUCCAGACAGCGCCUGUUGUGUUGGUUCUGCAGAGAGCCAGGACCAACCCCAGGAUGAUACUGACUCCCUGAGCCAGGUGAGUUCUACAGGUAGUUCUGGAGUGGAGGAAGAGGAGGAAGAUCCACAGACACUCCUUAGACAACACUUUGACACCAUGGCCAACCACCUGAGCAACGAGGAGAGGUUUGAGACUGACCUGUCCAGUCUGCAGACUCCACCCAUAGAGACAGAGAGCCUCUUCCUCAACCCCCGAUUCAGCAUCUCUACACGCUUCCUGUCUCGUUUCCAGAGCCGACUCCGUGGUCCUGGUUCUGCCCUGCGUCCUGCUCCUCUCCCGCCCAGCAUCACCGAGGAGCCCAGCAGCCACUCCUCACCUGACCCGACCCCCAGCCUCAACACUACUCAGGCCAACUCCAAGCAGUUUGUCGUGAGCAGUACUACAGAAUCUGUUCAAGAGGAGAGCCAGACCCCUGUGAGGGGUGCGGAGUGUCAUCCAACGUCUUUAAAGAGGCGCUCCUCUUCGGUCCAGCAGACUCCCCAACCCCGCCAUCGCCUACGCAGCCGCAAAACCAUAGCUGUUCUACACUGGAGAGACACUCUGGGAGAUGUGCCCGAUAAAACCCUGAGGUCUCAGUCUAGUGGUCCGUCAUCAUCAUCCAGCUCCACCCUCAAACCCUCCCAGCCCGGCCUGGACAAGGAGCCCCUGACCCGGCUGCCUCGCCAGCGUUACAUGGGCACCACCACCAGCUCCAGAGCCAAGAGGUCCCAGGGUGAGGGCCUGAACAUCUCCCCGACUGAGGAGCACCCUGCUGGGGGGAAGAUCAUGGAGGCGAGCGCCUCAUCCCUCCGGGACCUCCAGAACGUUACAGACCCGGAGUGCAAGGAGAAUCUGCAGCCCCCUGUAGUCCAGCCCCCUGUAGUCCAGCCCCCUGUAUCCCACACCACCACCCCUUCCUCAGUGGAGCCUCCUGCCAGCCAGCCUCCCUCCGUCCCUCCUUCUCCUGCGGGGAACCACAGAGCCAGAGCAGCUCUCCACCUGGACCUGGCUAUGCCCUCUGACCCCCCCACCCUAACCUUCCCUCUGGCCUCCCACAAGUCCCAGAGGAGUUUUGGAGACUCGACCCGUCCGACCCGCCACGCCUUGGUCACCCCAACUGAGAUGCGUUCUCUUGGGAAGGAGGCGAAGAGGUGCCUCCGUAACAUGGAGGACAGCUUGGUGCCACGGGGAGGAUUACCAGGGCUCCGCAGCAGCCCGGCCCCCACCACGUCUCCGGCCCCCCAUCUGUCCCCAACCCUCCCUAAGGCCCAGCUUACUGAGAACCCCUCCCAUCUGCCCCAGCUGCAGCAGGCUAGCGACAGUCCUGUCUCUGGUUCUGCCUGUUCCUUCCCUCUCCACGGUGACUCUGGUCUCCACAGUGACUCUGGUCUCCACGGUGACUCUGUAGAGGAACCCCUGAACCUUCAGAUGUGUCACCAGGUGGCCAACGAGUUGAGGCACACCAUGAGAAGAGCCGUCACAUUCUACAACAAGGUCUGCUGUAUGACAGACAGCCCAGAGCAGCAGGGCCAGAUGUCGGCCAUUUUAAAAGAGGCCUUUUGUGUGGCUCAGACGGAGCUGGCCUCUGUGUUUCCUUCGGGUCAGACGUCAGCAGCAGGUCACAGCGCCCCCUGUCCCCUGGAGGACUCUCCAGGUCGCCAGCUGAGAGACGACCGGACCGUGGCUCUAUUAGAGAAAUACUCUGAGAUGCUGCUGUUCAUUGCUGAGAAGAAGAUGGACGGUAGCUAGUUGAUGGGUUUGACUAGAUGGGAUGCCCCGCUAAUAUCAGAAGUUACUUUUCGUAGCAGGUUAGGGGAAUUAGGUUAAGGUUAGGAAAAGUUAUCCCUGGACGCGACUCGAAUAUGCACGUUUUAACAGACAUGACCCUAGCUGAUGGAGGAUGAGACAAGACGUCCUUACGUGAAGCAAAUAUUAACUAACCAGAUGUGGGCAAUUAGAUGCUUUCACUUCUCACCAGACUGUUUCAAUAGCAUCCUGUCCCUUCUCACCAGACUGUUUUCAAUAGCAUCCUGUCCCUUCUCACCAGACUGUUUUCAAUAGCAUCCUGUCCCUUCUCACCAGACUGUUUUCAAUAGCAUCCUGUCCCUUCUCACCAGACUGUUUUCAAUAGCAUCCUGUCCCUUCUCACCAGACUGUUUUCAAUAGCAUCCUGUCUCUUCUCACCAGACUGUUUUCAAUAGCAUCCUGUCCCUUCUCACCAGACUGUUUUCAAUAGCAUCCUGUCUCUUCUCACCAGACUGUUUUCAAUAGCAUCCUGUCUCUUCUCACCAGACUGUUUUCAAUAGCAUCCUGUCUCUUCUCACCAGACUGUUUUCAAUAGCAUCCUGUCUCUUCUAACCAGACGGUUUUCAAUAGCAUCCUGUUCCUUUUAACCAACAGCACCUUUUUUAAACCUGACCGGACGACUGUCUCUGUAUAUUAGAAUGUUUAUUUAGAUUAGUUUUAAACCCCAUACUUUCAGUGAAAUGUUUAGCACCUCAUUAGAGACUGACUGAAAUAAGUCACUGGUAAAUACAUGCUUCACAAUCUAGUUUAAAGUCUCCAAAUUGUUUAAAAUCUUUUAGCUUUGUCUUAUUUUCCUAUUUAUCUUAAUUAAUGUUUUAUUUCACAUUUUCUUUUUUUUUUCCUUAUUACUUUAAUUGAAACUCUUUGUUUGUCUUUUUUGUGUGUUUUGGUAGCUGUUGUCAUUUUUCGAUUUAUUUAGCUCUCUCACAAAAGCAUCUCAAAGAAGUACUGAUCUAGGAUCAGUUUAUCAUUUUUAGAUGCGUUUGUUUUUUUAUUGUUUUUUUUAAAUGAAUACGAUUACAUUAGACAGAUCCUAGAUCAGCACUCCUUCUCUUGGAUGCUUUGUGGCCUACGAGCCCAGGUCCUUAACCCCAUUCUGUAUCUAACCUUGUAACCAUAGUGACGCUUUAUUUUAAAACGUCAUCUAUUCGAGCAUCAAAGCAGUCAAUGAGGAGUCAUUCAGCCACAACCAAAGUGACCUGCUUCAAUCAGUGUUUACAUUUGAAUCUCUUUAUUAUUAUGGUCUGUUUCUUUUGACCUGUCCAGGUAUUUGUGUACCAGGUUAUGUUUUGCUAGUUGAUACUGAGUUCUCUCUAUUCAAGCAGUCAAGUCGAGUUCAGUAUUCAUAGUGUGGUUUCUGCUUGCUUCCUAUAUUGAGGUUGGAGCCAACGGACACUAGUGUUAAGGGCUCUAUUAUGUUAAAGCCUGUGGAAUCAGAUGGGUAGAAUAGUCUCACCGUCACCUGCAGUGUUUUGUACAGUUUCCCUGUGGUGUUUCACCUGUGUACUUCAUGGUUUCUUGUGAAAUUGUUCAAUUUCAAUGUAAAUUAUUUGUAAUAGUUUUACCUUUCUGCUUUUGCAUUCAUACAAAAUGUAUAUUUUACUAAGAAUGUGUAAUAAAGUUUUUUUUUUUACA
This is a messenger RNA of Oncorhynchus tshawytscha (Chinook salmon), 6901 nucleotides long. It is a transcript of the gene wdr62, whose product is annotated as WD repeat domain 62. Gene Ontology annotation, molecular function: protein binding. The record is from RefSeq and is a predicted model, not a curated record. The coding region runs from base 155 to 5209 and encodes 1684 amino acids. NCBI's taxonomy places the organism in Eukaryota, Metazoa, Chordata, Actinopteri, Salmoniformes, Salmonidae. The transcript is spliced from 32 exons.